UCAUCGUCUAUAUAAACACAAGGGGUGCGCAAGACACAUACUGCACACUCAUGUGACCUGCAAGAUCACGCAGCUUGGCUAAAAACCAUGGCGAUGGCGGCGCUGGUGGUGGUGCUCUCUCUCCUGUUCCUGCCGACCGGGGAGGCGCAGGAGAGGCGCCCGGUGGAAGCGCACCCACACGGGCUGCCGUUCGAGAGCCCGCUGGCACUGUCCCCGGCGGCGUACGACUUCUUCCACCCCAGUGAGCACGCCCAGCGCGUGGCCGGCGCCCCCGAGCUCGCGCCGCGCGGGCAGCCAAGGGGGUCGGUGGUCCGGGGCGCCGGCGCGUCCGCGGCGAGCGUGGCGAGGGCCGACCACGAGGAAGGGGGCGUGGCGCCCGUCAACGCGGCUCGACGAGGUGGAGCUGUCCGUGCGGGCCUGGUGGCCGGCGUGUUCGUCGGUGCCGCAAUGGUGGUCUUGGCGGCUCUCGGGCUAGCGUACGCGGUGGCGCGGCGCCGCGUGGGCGUCGCGCAAGGUGACGCUGAGGCGGCUAGCGCGCCGAAGUCAAAUGCUUAAUGGGCUGGAUUAGGGGAUAAUGUAGUACUGUAGUAGUUUUGCGUGGGCCUAGAGAGUUAGGCCGGGCUGGUAGUGUGUAAAUUAUCAAUGUUUCAUCAUCGAGCGACGGGGAAACUGGUUAGCAUGCUCGCGCUUCCACUGUCUGAGCUCUCAAGCCUAGGAGGAAACGCAUUUCCUUGCCCGAUCGUGCUGUGAACAAUCAUCACGUAAUAUAAACCUCAGAGAACGCUUUUGUUCGA
Triticum aestivum (bread wheat) is the source of this 794-nucleotide messenger RNA. RefSeq lists its product as uncharacterized. The coding region runs from base 88 to 555 and encodes 155 amino acids. The transcript has a single exon. The record is from RefSeq and is a predicted model, not a curated record. Lineage: Eukaryota; Viridiplantae; Streptophyta; Magnoliopsida; Poales; Poaceae.